AUGAUGGAUUCCACCUUCGGUCAGACUUUUAUGUUCCUCACAAAGCUCGCAUGGAAUAGCCGGACAACACUCCCUCUCCUCAUAACAGCCGUCUUCCUGGCCAUGGAUUUCCGGAUGCAGGUAGAAUUGGAUCUUCACAUGGAGAAUCAGGAUUUCCAGAAUGACGGCUCAGUGGAUGAUCUCGAGGAUGAUGAGAGUGGUUCAUCAUCCGACUACUACUACGACAGUGAUUCCUCCAUAACAAACGAAGAGGAAGAACCUGAUCAUCAGGAAAUCCGGGAAAUUCACAGAAUACAACUUGGAAUCCAAUAA
Molecule: messenger RNA, 312 nt
Organism: Lutzomyia longipalpis
Lineage: Eukaryota; Metazoa; Arthropoda; Insecta; Diptera; Psychodidae
Exons: 2
Coding region: 1-312 (103 amino acids)
Source: RefSeq, a predicted model, not a curated record